Ziziphus jujuba (common jujube) is the source of this 5011-nucleotide messenger RNA. RefSeq lists its product as uncharacterized. Gene Ontology annotation, biological process: signal transduction; protein phosphorylation. The record is from RefSeq and is a predicted model, not a curated record. NCBI's taxonomy places the organism in Eukaryota, Viridiplantae, Streptophyta, Magnoliopsida, Rosales, Rhamnaceae. The coding region runs from base 701 to 4645 and encodes 1314 amino acids. Gene Ontology annotation, molecular function: protein binding; protein kinase activity; ATP binding. Gene Ontology annotation, cellular component: cytoplasm. The transcript has 9 exons.
AGUUCCAAAAAAAAGUGGAGAGACCAGGGAGUCCAUGUAGGGGGGUGGAGGUGAAUAUUCAUUCAAUAAAACAUAAAAAGAAAAAAGAAAAAAAGAAUAAUAAUAAUAUUGGUCGUAACAGUUAAAAGGCAAAAUCUCUCUUGUGUCGAUGCCGCUUAAUUCUCGGCAAUGUCGCUCUCCGACGCCCGAGAUUGAACCCUGUAGGCGUAAGCCACGCUCUCUUGUCUUCUCCUCUUUCCUUUUCCAUCUUCAAUCCCAAUUUGUCGUCCCCCAAUCGCCUUCUUUUGUUUCCUUCCAUUUUUCUGCACAAAUUCACCCGCUUUUUCUCGCAGCAAUGAGAGCUCGGAAUUUUCAAUUUGGAGCUCCGAUGCGAACGUUCAUGUAGAUAACAGAAUCGCUGCAAACCAUCAGGCUGAAUAAAACUACAAAGAAGUGGGGUUGUUUCUGUAUAUAAAUCUUUGGAUUUGCUUGAUUGAUUUCUCAGCUUGAUUUCCAGAGGAAGUAAUAAGGUGAUAACGUACUGGGGGGCUUCUAAAUCCGACGGCAGUUUGGAAAGAUAUAUGUUUUACGUUGUUGUACCAAAGAAAUUCGGACAAAAUUGGAGAGUCUGCUAAUACGGAGAAGCAGUUGCAUGCCUGUUCUUCAUUUGUGGGUGGUCGGAGGGGAAAUUUAGCAGCCCAGGUAGCUAGCUAACUGUUUUAUGCAGCUCAAUAGGUCUGAGAACUUGUUUGAUACCAUGACCAAUGAGGUUCCUGGUCCACCAGGACGUUGGAUCAGGCAAGAAUCUACCUCAGUUGUUGCAAAUGUGGGGAAGAAUGUACAUGGUAAAAACGUCUUAAUACACACAGGUGAGGAAUUUUCCAGGGAGUAUGUUCAGGAUAGUGUUUCUGGGCGAAGAAUUCCUUCUGGAAUUAAUACGGCUCAGAACCAUGAAAAGAAAGUUCCUUCUGUUGCUAAAGCUAGGAGCCACGAAAAGAGAGUUUCUGCUGUAACUGAUAUGACUCAGAACCAUGAAAAGAAAGUUGGAUAUGAUUGUAAUCAGAAUCAUCAGCUGGGAUAUGAGGAUCUUGCUCGUAUUCUGGGGUUAAGGAGGAUGAAUUCAGAGUGUGCUUCGGAAACAUCUGAAUUUCUCUCUGCAAAAGGAUCUUCCAGAGAGAUUGAAGUUGACGGUUAUGUAGAUAAAUUAAGCAGAUGCAACAAUGAAGAAGGAGAUAAUGGGCAUGGAUCAAGGAAGCCUUGUGGUGAACUAAAUUGUGAUACUUCUGGUUUUGGACCAACUGGUCCACUCAAUUAUAAAUCUGAUUCCCAUAAUUGCAACAACUUUAGUGGGUCAGGAGUUUUAGAUGGUUCUCAAUCUGAGAAGUUGAAAGUUCUCUGCAGUUUUGGUGGAAAAAUUUUGCCUAGGCCCAGUGAUGGGAAACUCAGAUAUGUUGGGGGAGAGACACGUAUCAUCUCAAUCCGGAAAAAUAUCUCAUGGGAUGAGCUUGUGAAGAGAACGUCAAGUAUUUGCAACCAACCUCAUUCUAUUAAGUACCAGCUUCCGGACGAGGAUCUUGAUGCUCUUAUAUCUGUGUCUUCUGAUGAGGAUCUUCAAAAUAUGAUAGAGGAGUACCAUGGGCUUGAAAGGCUUGAUGGUUCUCAAAGACUACGGAUCUUUUUGAUUCCUUUAGGUGAAUCUGAAAGCACAACUUCCUUUGAGGCAGGCACCUUACAGCAAAGCAAUCCAAAUUACCAAUAUGUUGCAGCUGUUAAUGGUAUGGCAGAUCCUAGUCCUAGGAAAAAUGCUGGAGAGCUGAAUUUAGCAAGUGAAGCAAGUCAACCGGAAACUAAGACAUCUGCAUUUCCUGUGGAGAUUAAGAGUAACUUUAAUGCCUUGAAUCCUAACCCAUUUUUAGAAUCCCAGAAUAUAAACAGAUCUUAUAAUCAGUCUCCUCCUGUUACUCCAAUUCUGCAUCAGCAUGGAGAUUCCAAGAUUAUUCACAUGCUACCACAUGGUGAUAACUCAUGCCAGGGUAGUUAUGAGAGCAACUCUUCUUUUGUUUCUACUCAGCUACAUCCUGAGAACUCCAGUUACAAAUACCCUCCAGCUGGGGCAUCAAGUUCAAUAAAUUACCAUUAUCAUGACCCUUAUAAGCUUGCUGACGUUGGAUAUCAAGAUCAGCCACAUGGUGGAAAUUUCAAUAACCUCAAUCUGAGCAAAGAGUUGGCAACUCCUUUGGUUGUCGAUCAAAAUGAUGGUGAUUUUGGUGGACUCUCCCUUGAGAGGCCAGUGCAAAAGGAAAGGACAUUUCAUUCUGAAAAGCCUAGUUUGCGUCUGGAAGAUCCUAUGGGUCUGUUGUCGGAAUGUAAUGACUCUGUUGAUUCUUUCCGGGGCAUACCACAUGCAUUUUCUGACUCCAAAUUGCAAGAAAGUGGAGGGAAGUCUGUAACUGCACACUGUUCACAAGAAGGAAUGAGCCCAUCAUCCCCCUUGAACUUUGCAAAGGCUCAAUUGUCUUUGCUGCUGAACUCAGGUGUCUCACAAGAAAAGCCAACCAAACUGCAUGAGAAUAUCAAUAUCGUCAAUCCCUGGGAGCAAAAUAAGUUAGUAGAUGAUGGGUCACUUGAAGGGCACAAAAUACUGGAUCUCCCAAAUUCUUCUCCAUGUUGCGAAGCAGUGUGCAGGAAGGAACCUACUCAAAAGGGUACUGGUAAUACUGAUGACAAGUUUCAAACUUCUGAAAAUAAUCUCUUUAAAUCUGCGUUUAUGAUGCCUAAUCCAUGUGAGAAAGAUUCUUUGACUUUGGAAACAAUGAAGAGAACCAAUGCAGUAGACCCUCUAUUGGACCAAGAAGGAAAGCUUUAUGGAGGGAGUUUGCUUACCGCAGGUGUGGAAUACAAGAACAAAUUGCCUAAUAAAAACCCAAAUCCAUCUUUUACAAAUGUCUCUGAAGAUACAAUACCUACAUCCUCAGCCAUGGAUUUCAAACCUAUGGUAGAUAACUUGGUCGAGCAUCCUAUUAACUGUCGACAUGAAAAAACUGUCCCUGAUCUAUUGGGCACAAGCCAAAUAGUUUCCAGUGAUCAGAAUUGUGCUCUGACUGGGAGAUUGAUUGAUGAACCAGGAAACAGUGACUCAGGUACCGCAGAUCCAGAAAUUCCAGGCUUAGGUCCGACUGUGAGAAGGCUCUCACACAAUGGAAAUUCUUUGUCUGAUCUAAUGCCUGGGUCGUCCAAUGAUUCAUUUGUCCCUGAACCUGCACUGGUUCAGCCUGUUGCUAGUAAUAUGGUUCAUGAAGAACCCUUGCUAUUAAGCUCUGUAAAUUUGCAUCCAUUGCAACCUCGUGGUGAUCCUGGUAUAAACUCAAAUUUGCAAGACCAGAAACCGUUGCAAGAUGCUGGGUUUAAGCGAGAGGUUUCUCUCCUUGAUGAUGAUUUUGUUGGCUAUCCAAAUUCAAAGGUUGAGAAUAUUGGCUUUGGAGGAUCCAGUUAUGAAGAAUCUAAUGUUGCAGAUGGUAAAAAUAAAAAUCAGUUGGAGUCAGUGGUUACUGUGGAGGAUGUGACUGAUGUUGUUCUUCCUGGCAUUCAGUCUUCAUCCACAUGUACUCCAUAUAACAUGGAUGAAACCAUUGGUUAUGUUAUAUCCCCUACUGCAACAGAAGUGGAAAGCGUCAUUCCCGAGUCUGAGUCGGAGGAUGGUAAAGCAUAUGAUGAGGACAAUGGACCAUUUACUGAUGCAAUGAUAGCUGAGAUGGAAGCCAGCAUCUAUGGCUUGCAGAUUAUAAGGAAUGCUGACCUUGAAGAACUUCAGGAGUUAGGAUCUGGUACAUAUGGAACUGUUUAUCAUGGAAAAUGGCGAGGAACAGAUGUUGCCAUAAAGAGAAUUAAAAAGAGCUGCUUUGCAGGGAGAUCAUCUGAGCAAGAACGGUUGACGAAAGACUUCUGGAGAGAAGCACAGAUCCUCUCAAAUCUUCAUCACCCAAAUGUGGUUGCAUUUUAUGGGGUAGUACCUGAUGGAACUGGAGGAACGUUGGCAACAGUAACUGAAUAUAUGGUGAACGGAUCACUUAGGCAUGUCCUACUUAAGAAGGAUAGAUCGCUUGACCGUCGAAAAAAGCUUAUUAUUGCCAUGGAUGCGGCCUUUGGCAUGGAAUACUUGCAUUCAAAGAAUAUUGUCCAUUUUGAUUUGAAAUGUGAUAACUUAUUAGUCAAUUUGAGGGAUCCACAAAGGCCUAUAUGCAAGGUUGGAGAUUUCGGAUUAUCAAGAAUUAAACGAAACACUCUAGUAUCAGGUGGCGUGAGAGGAACACUUCCAUGGAUGGCACCAGAACUGUUGAAUGGUAGUAGCAACCGGGUUUCUGAGAAGGUUGAUGUUUUCUCAUUUGGGAUUUCAAUGUGGGAAAUCUUGACUGGGGAGGAACCCUAUGCGAAUAUGCAUUGUGGUGCCAUCAUUGGGGGAAUUGUGAAAAACACUCUUCGACCUCCUGUCCCGGAACGCUGUGAUCCUGAGUGGAGGAAGCUGAUGGAACAAUGCUGGUCACCUGAUCCUGAAAUCCGACCAUCAUUUACUGAAAUAACUAAUAGGCUGCGAACUAUGUCUAUUGCGCUUCAGGCAAAAGGACCUAGUAAUCAGACAAGACAGAUGAAGCCUAACAUGUCCUCGUAAAUUAAAGGAGAUAAAAAGCACAUAUUUUAUUUUUCAGGUACCAGAUUGUCGAGCAUCUUCAGUCGAAGCUCAUUGUUUUGAGGAUUGAGAAAAACUUUGCGGUUGAUCAUCCCUACGGUUUGAUGGUCUGUUUUUCCUUCAUUACUAUGUUGAUAAAGAUAAGUUCCAUUUGUUUAUUCUUUGUCACAAGAAAACGCGAGAUGAGAGUAGUAAGUGAUGUGGAGAUCAUUUGCAAAUUUUUCUUCUUAGUGUAGUGUAAUGAAAUUUUCCUGGAAAAAACGAGUGUCCAUAUGUAUAUAUACAUAGAAAAGCAUGAAAAGCACUAUUAUCAAUUCAAUAUUGCUUGACACAAAGUCUUUUGAUUCC